Lodderomyces theae is the source of this 2421-nucleotide messenger RNA. RefSeq names its product Ssy5p (gene SSY5). Bases 1 to 2421 code for a protein of 806 amino acids. The record is from RefSeq and is a predicted model, not a curated record. The transcript has a single exon. NCBI's taxonomy places the organism in Eukaryota, Fungi, Ascomycota, Pichiomycetes, Serinales, Debaryomycetaceae.
AUGAGAAGAUUCCUCUCCAGAGCAAAUAAAGCUGAUGAUGAUGCGGACUUGAGUCAAGAUAUGCAGAAUCUGAGGGGUCAGGGUCAAGAUGACGCCAAAUCUAGAACAUCAUCCUCAUUACGGCCCACCAAAAGUAAUAUAUCACAUGAGUCGUACGACUCGGUGCGAGAACUAAGACCGAUGUUCGGUGGGGUAACCAACCAACAGCCACUGCUGGUACUACCUCUGCUGCUGCUGCUGCUGCUGCUGCUGCACAACCCAUCUGAAACAGGCUUUUUCGAUACUGGGUUGAAUCUCAAUCCACUGAUCAUGAGCCCAAAUGACACGACAACUAUAGGACCAUCCAGCAGCAAGCACUCGACAACACAAGGAGGAGGAGGCAGCUCGCUUUUCUCCAGCAAGCAAUCUUUUUCAACAAAACAAUCGUCUUAUCAGAGCACCAACACCGCAAAACGGCCUUUCCAGUACAACUAUAGCCAGCCCUUGCAGGUUCUCGAUUUGGAAAACAGCGAUAAUCGAGAUGAGAGGAGUUAUCAUGACCGUGUUUGUGAUGCUCUCAAGAAGUUGAGUCAGGAUCUAGCGUACAUUUUGAUGCAAUACAAUAGCUCGAGUGUUAAUAUAUCUACAACGGUGGUGAGUUGUAUUGAUUGUUUCAAAGAGUUCAACAGCAGCAUUAGAGAAAAACAGGAUUCACAUAUCAGCACUUGUAAUAAUUUGAAUUUGAGAAAGAUAGUCAAGUACUAUCUCCAUUUUUAUGACAAUUUACUAAAGAAUGAUGUUUAUAUCAAGUUGAGGCUACUAUUGGUGAAACAUUUCAAUGAUUUUGCCUCAAUGUUCAGUGAUAAUGCCAGCGAUAAUAAUGUUAUUGUCAAACCACAGAAUUUUGCAAUAGGGGCAGACGGUGUUGGACAUUUUCCCAAUCAAGAUUCUAUUGCCCGUAUAAUGGACAGAAUUGCACGAACAAACACUUCCGUUCUGGAACAAAAUGGCUCAUUUAUAGCGCCAAUAAUGAGGGGAGUAUCCUUGCGCUUGAGUAUAUUGUGUCUCUACUUCGGUUAUCCUGAUCCACAAGACAUGCACUACAAACUAACUCAGAGUAUCCAUGACGUAUAUGAGGAUAUACACGUUGUUGUAGUGAGAAAUCAAAUAGAGCCUGCUUCCGCUAAAGUUCAAAAUACGCCACCAGCUAGAUCAAUCUCAACAGGACACAAGCCGCUACUGCUGAGUCCUAUCCACAAAUUCAAAUUACCAUUUAGAGUACCUACAGACCCAUUGGAACCUCCCAUAUCCAUUUCAAUAUCGACCGAGAGCUCCAACCGAGUCUCUGGAACCAUGGGUGGCUACGUGUAUCCAAAAAUAGAUCUCACAAAGCAACCGCAACUCAAGAGCUAUGCAUCCAGUAAGUUUGCAAUAUCGUGUGGUCACGUAUGCUUGGACCCCCAGGACUCGUCUCAUUAUUGCAACAUUGCUUCACCAUCAGCGGCAUUGAUAUCUUUGUAUAAGCUGGCUUUAACUGCGCAAUAUCAGAGACAAGCUGGUCAGAGUAGCGACAGUCAUGUUGCUUAUGGGGCAAUAUUGAAUGAGUUGGAGGAAAUGUUUCCUUUGAAGAAGGUCAAGGUGCAAGAAAACCAUUCUGCAGAACAUUACGAAAUGCGCAAUUUACCACAGGUCAGGUUCGGACAAAUUAUAUGGGGUGAACGUACUUUGAUUAACUUGUCGGAAACUCCCAAUGAGAUCAGUGGACUCGUUGAGCGCAAACUUUCAGAUUUGGCCAUUAUCAAAGUCAAUAAGCAUUUGAAGUGCUCUUAUAAUUACUUGGGAGACGAUGUACAAUUCAACGAGUACGAUCCUGCACUCAUAUUGGAUAAUUUAUAUGUCCGCAAAGUACUAAAUUUUAAGCGAUUCAAGCCAAGAACAAUCAAGGAAAACAUCGACGAGGUUGAUUCCGACCUAUCAUCCACGUCGUCUCAAGAGGAGCUGAGCAACUAUAAUGGCAUACCUGUGUUCAAAUACGGGUCGACAACAAAGUACACUCGCGGUAAUUUGAAUGGAAUUAAAUUGGUUUAUUGGCUCGAUGGAGCAAUGCACUCGUCGGAAUUUAUAGUCAACUCAAUAGAGCACAACUCGGCAUUUGCUAGUGGAGGUGAUAGUGGAAGUUGGGUGCUUGCAAAACUACAAGAUUUGGAUUCGAAUGCGAGCGGUUUGGGUGUUUUGGGAAUGUUGCAUUCGUACGAUGGUGAGUUUAAGCAGUUUGGCUUGUUUACUCCAAUGUGUGAAAUCUUGAACCGGUUGGAAGAAGUUACUAAUAUUAAGUGGGGUGUUGUUGGUUGUGAAGAGGUGGAAGAGGAUAAGAAAAAGAGCGGAGGUGCGAUGGAUCAUCGAGUUGAGAAGAAAUUGAUGGCUGAAAGUGAGGUUGAUUAA